Messenger RNA from Epinephelus lanceolatus (giant grouper), 1254 nucleotides. Lineage: Eukaryota; Metazoa; Chordata; Actinopteri; Perciformes; Serranidae. The record is from RefSeq and is a predicted model, not a curated record.
AUGGCGGUGGUUGGGGGAAACAGUGGCCGACAACGAGGGGGCGAGCGCUGCUGCUCUGUGGGGACUGUUUGCAGAGUGUGCGGUGAGGUCACUACCUCAGCGGUGGCUGGGGGCUCACACAACCCUUCACGGCAUGGAAGACCGCCGGAGCGUCUCUCCCUGAGAGCAGCCUCCUUCACGAUCCUGCGCCUGGAGGAGGAGGUCACGGACCUGAACAGGGGUCCCGAAACAGACCCCACAACCCCCUGGGCUGCUGGCAAUCAUUUAUGCAUGGAAACCACAUUCUUUCUCAACAGGUCUGAUGAUCUCUGUAAUGAAUCUACAAAUGUAUCUGGCAUAACAGCAGUCAUAACUUCAUAUGUAUUAUGUGUCUUUGUUGGCUGUUUAUCAGUUCUUAUAAUGUGUGGAAACCUUCUGGUAAUAAUCUCUAUCAUUUACUUCAAACAGCUCCACACUCCUACAAACUACCUCAUCCUCUCUCUGGCUGUGGCUGACCUGCUUGUUGGUGUUGUAGUUUUGCCUUUUAGCACAAUACUGGCUGUAAGCUCAUGUUGGCAUCUUGAAGGUUUGCUCUGUAAAGUCCGACGCUGCUUUGAUAUAUUUCUGUGCACAUCUUCUGUUUUGAACCUGUGCUGUAUUUCUGUUGAUAGAUAUUAUGCAGUGUGUCAGCCUCUGAGGUACAGAACUAAAAUAACUGUCCGUGUUAUUGUGAUCAUGAUCCUAGUGAGCUGGACUGUGUCUGCACUAAAUGGAAUUGGUGUCACAAUUCGGGGACUAAAGGUAGAACAAUCCAAAAGGUGUGUUUUAUUUCAACACACAAAUUUAACAAGUUUAGCAAUGGCAACUCUUUUAACGUUUUACCUCCCAGGUAUUGUAAUCGUCACCAUCUACCUACAGAUUUUGAUAGUGGCACAGAGACAGGCACGCAGCAUCCAGAACACAAACUGUCAGAACACAAAGUCUGGAGCAACCAUCAGUAAGAUGGAGAGAAAGGCCACCAAAACUCUAGCUAUUGUUAUGGGAGUUUUUCUCAUGUGUUAUACUCCUUUCUUUCUUUGUUUCACCUUUAAUCCUCUGACUGAUAAUGCAAUACCAGCCUCUGUGAUUGCAUCAUUUAAAUGGUUUGGCUGGUCAAAUUCAAUGCUCAAUCCAUUUGUCUAUGGUUUCUUUUACACCUGGUUUCGAACUUCUUUCAAAAUGAUAAUUUCUGGGAAAAUAUUUCAAGGUGAUUUUACUCAUUUUAAACUCUUCUGA